Messenger RNA from Aspergillus niger, 915 nucleotides. RefSeq lists its product as uncharacterized. The transcript is spliced from 3 exons. Gene Ontology annotation, biological process: polyprenol catabolic process; dolichol-linked oligosaccharide biosynthetic process. Lineage: Eukaryota; Fungi; Ascomycota; Eurotiomycetes; Eurotiales; Aspergillaceae. The coding region runs from base 1 to 915 and encodes 304 amino acids. Gene Ontology annotation, molecular function: 3-oxo-5-alpha-steroid 4-dehydrogenase activity. Gene Ontology annotation, cellular component: endoplasmic reticulum. The record is from RefSeq and is a predicted model, not a curated record.
AUGGAGCUCCCCUUCAGCCUGGUGGAUACAGCUCUUUCCUCCACGCACAUUGACGCCAUCGACGCCCUUCGAGCCUUUUUCCUUUUGGCAUCCUGCACGAUACUCUCCGUCAGCAUCCUGCCAGAUUCGCUUCAUUCACGCUUCAUUCCUUAUGGCGCUCGUACAACUUCGACGGCCGACUCGCAGUCCUCGCAGUCCUCGCCCCCGGCGUCCUCGGACUCCUCCCCAGCCGCCCGCGCUCUUGACUACGCUGCCGCCUUGACAGUCCCUCACAGCUACUUCACGCAAUUCUACAUUGCCUCCGUUUUGGCCUCGGUCUUCUGGGCUGCGCAGCUUCUGUGUCAAGGAGCCGUGUUCCAGGCCUUUGCAACGAGAAUCAGUCCGGAACAUAUGCAACAGUCCAUGUCCAUACACCAAGUCUUCUUGUGCUGGGCGCUCAUGCUCAUUCAGGGUGCAAGGCGGCUAUAUGAGUGCAAGGCCUUCGCCAAGCCUUCAGCCUCAAGAAUGUGGUUUGUUCACUGGCUCGUAGGCCUUGCAUUUUACCUAGCAGUAUCCGUUACAAUAGCACCCUCUCUCCGCACCUUUGUCUGCAUUCCUCUUUUCUUGAUUGCAUCAGGCAUCCAACACGACUGCCACCAUUACCUCUUCUCUUUGAAGAAAUAUACCCUGCCCACUCACCCCAUCUUUCGCAGGAUCGUAUGUCCACAUUAUACGGCAGAGUGUGUGAUAUAUCUUUCGUUGGCUCUGCUGGGCGCGCCCAAGGGCGAGGUCGUAAACAAGUCGUUGUUGUCCGCUCUCGUAUUUGUUGUUAUCAACUUGGGCGUCACCGCUGCGAACACUAGGCAUUGGUAUAUGCGAAAAUUCGGCGAGGAGUCUGUGCGGGAAAGAUCGAACAUGAUCCCUUGGGUUUACUAA